This is a messenger RNA of Mastomys coucha (southern multimammate mouse), 2976 nucleotides long. RefSeq names its product adhesion molecule with Ig like domain 2 (gene Amigo2). The coding region runs from base 545 to 2119 and encodes 524 amino acids. Lineage: Eukaryota; Metazoa; Chordata; Mammalia; Rodentia; Muridae. The transcript has 3 exons. The record is from RefSeq and is a predicted model, not a curated record. Gene Ontology annotation, molecular function: protein binding.
UCAAACAGGAGUCUGUGGGUCCUGGAACCAUGCGUGUCCAACGGAGGUGGGAGUAGUCCCAACGUAGCCAGGCAUAUCUACCAUCCCGUGACCUACAAGAACGUGACCCUGUUAAUUCAGAAGAGAAAAAAGCACUUCUUGUUGCUGCACCACUUCUGGUGGCCUUCAGAAAUAAACAGAAAGGUGAAAGAACGGAGCUUUCAGAAGCAAACCUGGAGCCUUCAGACGCAAACCUGGAUAUGGAGGUUUUGUCUUUUACUGUCUAUUCUAACAUGCAGGAGGCCCUAGGAGUCGUUAAUCUGCGGGGCAAGCAUAUCAGAGCUUAAGGAUGAAAAGCGAUACUCAGUGUUGGCAGAGAUUGUCAAGCAUGUGGGCUCCCGCAUAGUCCUUGUGGGGUGAUAAACUGGCAGAACCACUUUGGGAAGCUGGUAGUUCCGCCCAGUGCUGAACAUGACUGUAACCUCUCACUCCACAAAUCUAUCCCAGAUUGGAGGGAGGCUGAACUGGUGAGAAGCGACUGGCAAGAGACUCAGAGGCGACCAUAAUGUCGUUAAGGCUCCACACACUGCCCACCCUGCCUAGAGCUGUCAAACCGGGUUGCAGAGAGCUGCUGUGUCUGUUGGUGAUCGCAGUGAUGGUAAGCCCCAGCGCCUCAGGAAUGUGCCCCACUGCUUGCAUCUGUGCCACCGAUAUUGUCAGCUGCACCAACAAAAACCUGUCUAAGGUGCCUGGGAACCUUUUCAGACUGAUUAAAAGACUGGAUCUGAGCUAUAACAGAAUCGGACUUCUGGAUGCCGACUGGAUCCCGGUGUCGUUUGUCAAGCUGAGCACCUUAAUUCUUCGUCACAACGACAUCACCAGUAUCUCCACGGGCAGUUUCUCCACGACUCCCAAUUUAAAGUGUCUGGACUUAUCAUCCAAUAGGCUGAAGUCGGUGAGGAGUGCCACGUUCCAAGAGCUGAGGGCUCUGGAAGUGCUGCUGCUCUACAACAACCACAUUUCCUAUCUGGACCCGGCGGCGUUCGGAGGACUCGCCCACUUGCAGAAACUCUACUUGAGUGGGAACCUCCUCACGCAGUUCCCUAUGGAUUUGUAUGUCGGGAGGUUCAAGCUGGCUGACCUGACCUUUUUAGACGUUUCUUAUAAUCGAAUCCCUUCCAUACCAAUGCACCAUAUAAAUCUAGUGCCCGGGAAACAGCUGCGAGGCAUCUACCUUCACGGGAACCCGUUUGUCUGUGAUUGUUCCCUGUACUCCUUGCUGACCUUUUGGUACCGUAGGCACUUUAGCUCUGUGAUGGAUUUUAAGAAUGACUACACCUGUCGCCUGUGGUCUGACUCCAGGCACUCCCACCAGCUGCAGCUGCUCCAGGAGGGCUUUCUGAACUGUUCUUAUAGCGUUAUCAACGGCUCCUUCCAUGCACUUGGCUUUAUCCACGAGGCUCAGGUUGGGGAAAGGGCGAUCGUCCACUGUGACAGCAAGACUGCUAAUGGAAAUACUGAUUUCAUCUGGGUCGGCCCCGAUAACAGACUGCUGGAACCAGAUAAAGACACGGGGAACUUUCGUGUGUUUUACAACGGGAGUCUGGUUAUAGAGAACCCAGGUUUUGAGGACGCUGGAGUUUAUUCUUGUAUCGCAAUGAACAGGCAGAGGCUGUUAAAUGAGACCGUGGAUAUCAUGAUAAACGUGAGCAAUUUCACCAUAAACAGGUCCCACGCCCACGAGGCUUUUAACACGGCCUUUACCACUCUGGCCGCCUGCGUGGCCAGUAUAGUUCUAGUGCUACUGUACCUGUACCUGACACCGUGCCCCUGCACAUGUAAAGCCAAGAGACAGAAAAACAUGCUGAGCCAAAGCAGUGCCCAUUCGUCCAUUCUCAGCCCCGGCCCCACUAGUGAUGCCUCUGCUGAUGAUCGGAAGGCAGGUAAAAGAGUGGUGUUUCUGGAGCCCCUGAAGGAUACUGCUGCGGCGGCGGCCGUGGCGGGACAGAAUGGGAAAAUCAAGCUUUUCCCUAGGGAGACCAUUAUAGCCGAGGGCAUCUUAAAGUCCACCAGGGCCAAAUCUGACUCAGACUCAGUCAAUUCCGUGUUCUCAGACACACCCUUUGUGGCUUCUACUUAGCUGGGUGCCUGCCUGUGUUCUUGUCUGGUGUGUGUGAUUUAAUCUCUCCCUACUUUAACUUUGGUCUGCAGAACUAGUAGUAGGACAGCAACUGUUUUGUCUUUUGAGAUAAAUCCAAAGGGUGUCUUUUAAGAUGGUUGCUAGGACGUGAGAGGCAAAGCUUCUCGUGCUGGGUGAAGAGGCAGUUGAUGUUGAGAGUUUGAGCUCCCAGUAGCCGCAUCUUAGCCCUCAGCCUCGCGGAGGAUUUCAAAGCUGCCUUGAAGGCAAUAGGACCGGCCAUUAUCUCUUUAUUUGGUUUUCUUGAGGGAAAAAUAAAGCUAUGUGUUAGCAUUCUUUAAAAAUAGACUCUUUUGACUUUCUAGAACCAAAGUUGAGCUGAGCUUGUUCUUUUUCUUUUUUCUUUUUUUUAAAAGAAAAACAUGAGUGGCUUCUUCCCCUUUUAAAAGAUACAGAAGGAAGAAUUGGUUAUUUAUAAAGCACAAAGUUAGCAUAGAGGUUUUUCAGCCAAAAUCAUCAAUUCAACCAGAAUAGACAAACUUUAGAACAUCCACAUGACUAUGCCACAUCGUAUGUGGUGCAAAGGGGCAUAUUCUGUUUAGCCGUCUUCUCUGUAAUCUCUGGGCUGUAUCCUGGUACAAAAGAUGUCGCUGAAACAUUAAAGGCGUCAUUAUUUGAUGCCAAGGAUAUGUGUCAAUACCGAAAUGUCUGAGUAACUUCCUAGACCUUCGUCGUAGCAGACUCACAUCUGUCCAUCUGCUUGUGUAUAUGUAAAACCUUAAGUUACAUGAACGGCUGCAUAGACCCCAAUGUACUGUGUUUCAGACGUUUAAAUCACUGUAAAUGCAUGUGCUCUGGGA